Molecule: messenger RNA, 5473 nt
Organism: Engraulis encrasicolus (European anchovy)
Lineage: Eukaryota; Metazoa; Chordata; Actinopteri; Clupeiformes; Engraulidae
Product: protein phosphatase Slingshot homolog 3
Exons: 17
Coding region: 402-2330 (642 amino acids)
Biological process (GO): actin cytoskeleton organization; protein dephosphorylation; negative regulation of actin filament polymerization
Cellular component (GO): cytoplasm
Molecular function (GO): protein tyrosine/serine/threonine phosphatase activity; actin binding
Source: RefSeq, a predicted model, not a curated record
AAUCAAGACCGAAAUUCUGGUAUCAACUCAAGAUUUCUUAGAUGGUAAUUUAUUUCCCUUUAAUAAAUAAGGAGCACCCAUUCCGCCUCUUCCAUUUAUGGACAUGUUUACAUUUCUCGGCCGAAACGAUUUCUUCCUGGUUCCAGCCAUUGCGCACUCCCCUUUAACUGGAUCUUUGCGCUGCAGAAGAAGUUCAGCGCCUGAACCACUUACGUUACCUGGCUAACUUGGAUUUCUUUGGUAAUCUGUUUAACAUCUGGAAGACAACGUCCACAUUGAGGAGAGGGGAUAGACUAGUCUUCAUUUACACCAAAGUUGCAUUCCCUGCCCUUUGGCGAGUCCUUUCACGUAUGAGCGCGAAGGAGAUUACCCGUGUGUAGUUCAACCAAACCGGUUGUGGAAUGGCGCUUUUGACUCUUCACAGAUCUCCUAAUCUCUGCACUGCAACGGAUGAGAGCGCAGCAAGGCGAGGCCGACUGCAGAAAAGAGAAAGUUUUGCUCUGGUCAAAGGGGCUUGCCUCUUGCUGGAGGACGAGCAGAGGGAGGAUGAGAGCGCGUCACCGCCUCCCCAGGGGAGCCCCAAGCUGGGGAACAAGGCCUCGGAUACCCAGCACAGACACCUCCAGGCCAUGGUCUCACUGCUACGACCAGAGGACACCAUUAAGCUGGCGGUGCAGCUGGAGUCUCUGAGCCCAGUGAGGGUGAGGUACCUGCUCGUCAUCUCCACACUCUGCAACAAAGACGAGAGUCUCCUACUGGGCAUGGACCUGCCAGACAUGAACAGUGACCAGUGCACCAUUGGCCUGGUCUUGCCCGUGUGGAGCGACACCCAAGUGUUUUUGGAUGGAGAUGGAGGUUUCAGUGUGACAACAGCUGAGGUGACGAGGAUAUUUAAGCCUGUGUCCCUGCAGACGAUGUGGUCGGUGCUGCAGGCGCUGCAUGGCUGCUGUGAGCGGGCGGUAAAGGCGGCGGUCAUCCCAGGCUGUGGGCUGGAGUGGGCCCAGCACUACCAUAGGCACGUGGAGUCCGACCAGGCCUGCCUCAACGAGUGGACCGUCAUGACCGGCCUGGAGUCCAUCAGGAAGGGCAGCGAGGGACAGAGCUCAUUGGAGAGGGAGUCCAUAGAGAAGAGAAUCAAAGCACUACUACGGGAGAUCAUGAGGACGGAGAACCUGGAGAAGAUUACCUCCAAGCAGGUCCGAACAACUCUGGAAUCUAAAAUGGAGAUGGACAUGAAGGACUACAAGGAAUUCAUCGAUAAUGAGAUGAUGGUUACUAUGGCACAGAUGGACAAACCUUCCAGAAUACUGGAGUACCUUUAUCUGGGCUCCGAGUGGAACGCAGCCAACUUUGAAGAGCUGCAGAAAAACAAUAUCGGCUACAUCUUGAACGUCACCAUGGAGAUUGACAACUUCUUCCCAGGCUCCUUCUCCUAUAUGAACAUCAGGGUGUAUGACGUUGAGUCCACCGACCUGCUGCCUCAUUGGAAGAACACCUACACCUUUAUCAACUCUGUCAGGCAAAGUGGUCAGGCGGUGCUGGUGCACUGCAAGAUGGGCGUGUCGCGCUCGGCGUCGACGGUGGUGGCCUACCUGAUGAAGCAGCAGGGCUGGAGCAUGGAAGACUCUCUGGCCCACGUCCGGGAGCGCCGGCCCAUCGUGCAGCCCAACGACGGCUUCAUGCAGCAGCUCAACACCUACAGCGGCAUCCUCAGCGCCAGUAAGCAGCGCCACAGCAAUCUCUGGAGACGAAAGUCAAGAGACUUCCGGCAGAAAUCUGUGGACAGGCCCGACGAGGGAGAGGGGGAGAGUGAGGAAGAGACGGACGAGGAUGAUGAAGAUGAAGAGGAAGACGAGCAGAGCCCAGAUGAGGACAAAGAUGAAGAAGUAUUUGUGGACAAUGCUCAAACAGCAAAGACGUUUCCAGAUACCCCUACCCCUCUUGCAGUCACUUCCAAUCCCUUGAUAACUGUACAAGACAGCGACAAGGUGUCUCCUGCUGUGAACCGGAGUGGCCGGAUGAACCUCUUCUCUCUCAUGCAGUCCAUCAGCGAACUGGAUGACGAGGGCAGUGAUAAGGAGCUCUCCGCCAUCCAGAGGAGGUCACCUGGACCGCGGAGGCGGAGCCACGGCCGAAGGUGCCUGACCCAUCAGCAGGCCCUGGUGGACGUGUCCCCCGAGCCCAGGAGCCAAUCAGGCACCAGCAAACAACAACAACAACAGGAAGGGGCUGGCUCUCACAAGACUGGGGCCAAGUGCCCGGAGAGCGGGGGAGAGAGCGCGGGUAAACAGGACAGCGCAGGAGACGGACAGAGUGAAAAGAGUGGCUGAAGACGAAAGACCACAUGGGGGAACGAGAAAAGAUGAAGUGAAGUACAAGAUGAGGGACACUAAGGGGGUUACGGACGGGAGAUGCGAGUCUUGCCAUACUUCAUUUGUUUUAUUAUCCAAAGAAAUGUCUCUACAUAUUCAUACCUAUAUUAUAUUAUAUCCCGUAUUAGUAUGAUUUAAUUUAUUUAAAAACAAAACAAGACACUCUGCCACAAACAGUACUGGACAUUGGGGUUUCAAAUGGGGCUAAAUGUGAAAAUGAUCAACCUUAUUAUGCAUCAGUUACACUGGCGUCGCCAUGCUCUCAGUUAAUUUCUGGUUGUGCAGUAAAGUCCUAGACUAUAACCGGAACUAGCAGACCACAAUUUCUGAGAUGGUACAAAAUGAUGGGCGUAGCAUAAUAAGGUGUAUAGUCUGGUACUGCACUAUUGACGAGGCUGGGGAAACAACGGUUAGUGUUUAAACCGGCUCAAACUGGUUAACUGUACACAGGGAAGUCGAAAAGUGGAGCAAAGGGGCUUAUCUGCGCCGGGCCCAGGGGUUGGGGAGGGCUUUCAGCUAAAGCUGUACAUGUACAUAACAGAUGGUGCAGUACCAGACCAACCAGCCAGGCAAAGAUAUUUUCUGCCGUUAGGUGGGUUCGUCUAGUUUCUAGUAGGCAAGGGUGAACUCACAGCGAAUAAAACGCUACGUCCUUAGUUGAAGACAUUCCACUACCAAGUUUCGGUGAUCCGUUUGGGAGCCGAGUUUUUAGAGUGCAGUCCAAGAUUUGGGUGUUUUAGUAUACUGUGGGAGUAAUUGGUUGAGGGAAGACCAAUCUUAAAUGUCAAUGCAUACCGGUCAGAAUUCUGUCAAAUGAAUAAAUGUGCAGAGUGGUGUAUUCUCACUCGACAACAUUUUUGGGAUACAACUAUGGUUGAGAAAGACCAAACAUUAAUUCAAACAAAUAAGAUAUAAGAUGGGGAAAACAAAUCUAAUAGAAAUACAUUUUUAGUGAGUUUCUAAAAUAGACUUUGGACAUACCUAACAGAUUGCCUGCUGAACAUAUAGCCAGGCUUGUCUCCUGUCUACCUAUCUACUCCUGUGCCUUAAAAGCAGGUUUGAGUAUCACUUCCGUAUUGAUGGAACACAGCAUUAGUAUUAUUCAAAGUCACGCACACUGUGCCUUUUGACUGGGCCAUGACCUGCCUCCGCAGUACACACCCUUUGAUCAGUCAGGCUGUGUAGUCGGUCAUGAGCCAGGAAAAGGUUCCAGUAGCGUCACAGAGCCUGAACCCAGUGGUGGUGCAAAAGAGGGGUUGAGCAGGGCAUUUGCCCCUGGACCCAUUGCCAUCCCAUAUUGGUGGUGGGGAUCGUAUUAUGACCUUGACAGGCUGUAUUUGGGGGCCCCAUCACUGCUUCACCCUAGGGCCCUGAGUGCAAUUGUUCUGCCACGGCCUGAUCCUGAACUUUUGUGUUGUUAGUAUUUCACUUGGGAUUGAAUGGAUAUGAGGUGUAUUUUGAAAUCUUAUUUUAUGUACUAUGACAAGCAUUUAACAUUUCUUGUGAUGGAUUUUUCCCUUUUCCUUUCUGUACUCAGGUAAUUUCAUGCUCUUUUGUUUCCUGGUUCCCUAUUCCAUGCAGUUGACUUCUGUCAGAAUGUGAAUGCAGUAUAUUACCAGAUUAAGUGGUUUUUGGGAGGUUUCUAUUUCAAAUAUUUUACAGACAUUUUUAUUCGUUUAUAUAGUAUUAUUUUACCACACUCCACACAAACGAUUAGAAUGUCAUUGGGUCAUUUACUCAUUUCCUCACAUCCAUUGCGAGUUUAAAUGGCAAUCUUAGCCAAGACUGUUUGGGUUCAUGCUGGCAAUGAUCUUUUCUCCGUUGUCCACAACUGAAACACUUGUAAACUGGUAGGCUAACUGUUUAUACCAGCAAACACAACAAAAGUUUGUAAAGGUCAAUGACUAAAAGUAGAAAAGAAACGCUUGUUUGGAUUUACAUAGAAUGCUGUAUUUUUGUGAGAUGAGAAGAAACACUUGUGAGCCAUCUCACACUUUCCUUAAAUUAGAGUCUGACGAUAAAAUAAUUAUUUGUUGAAACCUCUAUAAGCUAACAACCGGACCAAAUCAAGUAUGUGCAGUUCAAGCCUGAGACACUUUUAAAUUGUGCCAAACUUUUACUCUUGAUGGAUCUUUUUGUGUCCCCUCUGUGUGACUGUCACUACUGCAUGCUUGAGCCUGUUAAUUGCACCAUAGUGCCUUAUGAGAGUAGUCCUUCUACAGGCCUUUUUGCUUACUCUGUUCUUUACCACCCUGAUUUCAAGGUAGAGUGUCAUUUUUAGUCAUUUAUUUUCAAAUUCUAUGCUGCCCAUUCACAAAUCUUUUCACCGUGAAUAUCUACUGUGUAAUAAACUAAAUGUACAGGUCUGAAUAUGUCUAACUGGUGAUUAAAAAUGGUGGACAUGGAGACAAUCACCAAUCAAUGUAUGAAAAGUGUUCUCAGUCAUAACAAAUACCUGGAAAUUGAUGGUGGUGGUAAAAAUACAUAUAGACCAGAGGACACUUGCGAAUGAGCAGCAUACAUUCUGGAAAUAUACAGCUAAAAUGACAAUACUGUACCACACUUUAAAAGCUCUCGUGUGAAAGAAGUCAUCAGGUCAAUUGUGCAGCUGGCAGCCCAGAGUGGUAUUUUCAGAAGCCAGACAGACUUUCAUGGAUGUGUAAACAUGACAUUUUAACAUAAACAUUUUUACACGUGAUGCAAAUUAUUGACUUGCACAGAUAUUGCCUUUCCCCGGACAUUUGUCAGCAAGCUUGCUCCAAGGUUCUCUGCAUGCUGUCAAGUGCAAGCGCAGUGGUUAAGAGAAAGUGGAAGUCCACAUUUGAGUGCAAAAUAUGUGUUCAUAUUCUUGUUGUUUUGAGCAGACAGGUAGAUAGUACUGCUUAACACUAUGAUCAUUAAAUAUCCAGCACUGAACCAUAUUAAGAUCCAAAUGUUGUAUGUCAACGUGGAAGUACUUCUUUUCUGAGAAGACUUUACAUGAUGCAAGAAAAUAAUGUGUAUUCUCUCUUGUAUGUCUAUGCAUGCAUGACACGAUAAGGAAUCUAUGGUGGCUUGUUUUGUUAGAUGUGCACAUUAAACAUCACAAUAUGAUUACCUCA